Molecule: messenger RNA, 3443 nt
Organism: Etheostoma cragini (Arkansas darter)
Lineage: Eukaryota; Metazoa; Chordata; Actinopteri; Perciformes; Percidae
Product: solute carrier family 13 member 5-like
Exons: 11
Coding region: 93-1934 (613 amino acids)
Biological process (GO): citrate transport; monoatomic anion transmembrane transport
Cellular component (GO): membrane
Molecular function (GO): succinate transmembrane transporter activity; citrate transmembrane transporter activity; sodium:dicarboxylate symporter activity
Source: RefSeq, a predicted model, not a curated record
UAUGCUGUGGGAUUCCCCCCUCCUCCUCUCCUCUGCGCCUCAAUAGCGCGAUCCAUAGAGCGAAAGCCUCCUUUUCUCCGUUUUCCUCCACAAUGACAUUCUUCAAAUAUCUUCGCUCCGUUAAGAAUGAGCUUAUCCUCUUCUCAGCUCCAUUUCUUCUUCUUCCACUGCCUUUAGUGAUCGGGACAUCGGAGGCAGAAUGUGCCUAUGUGAUAGCGCUGAUGGCGGUUUACUGGUGCACAGAGGUGCUACCACUGGCUGUAACAGCUCUGCUCCCAACCCUCCUUUUCCCCGCGUUUGGCAUCAUGAAAUCCAAAGACGUAAGUAAAAUAACUGCAGCAGUGUGUAGAAUUUGCUCAGCAGGGCUGAAUGUCUAUUCACACAUCUUACUCUGUGUGACCCAGGUGUGUAUGCAGUACCUAAAGGACACAAACCUGUUGUUUGUGGGGGGGCUGCUGGUUGCGGUUGCCGUGGAGCACUGGAAUCUGCACAAGCGCAUUGCCUUGAGGGUGCUGCUCUUUGUUGGUGUGCGUCCAGCGCUUUUGAUGUUGGGUUUCAUGGGUGUGACAUCCUUCUUGUCCAUGUGGAUCAGUAACACGGCUACCACAGCCAUGAUGGUGCCUAUUGUCCAAGCAGUGCUGCAGCAACUCAACGACAGUGAAGCAGAGAUACCUCAGAUCCUCAGCUCAGAGGAGCAGCUCCAGACAUCAGAGCCUGACAGCAAACAGCUUCCACAGACAGAGAAAAAGAGUGAAGGACAAGGCCCACUGGUGGUGACUUUCUUGGAUACCACAGUGGAGGCUGCCAAGCAUAAAGAUGCAGUAGAAAAACGGAGAAUGUGUAAAGGGAUGACCCUGUGUGUUUGUUACGCUGCCAGCAUCGGAGGCACCGCCACGCUGACAGGAACCGGUCCCAAUCUGGUGCUCAAGGGCCAGAUGAACCAACUCUUUCCUCAAAACGGAGAUGUUAUUAACUUUGCCUCCUGGUUCGGCUUUGCCUUCCCUAACAUGAUCCUCAUGCUCACAUUGGCCUGGCUUUGGCUCCAGUUUGUCUUCAUUGGAUUUAACUUUAAGAAGACGUGGGGCUGUGGUGAUGUGAAGACAGAGAAGGAGAUUGCUGCCUAUAAUGUGAUCCGUGAGGAGCAUCGUCUGCUGGGGUCCAUGUCCUUUGGAGAAAUAAGUGUCCUAGGUCUCUUCAUUCUGCUGGUAGUGAUGUGGUUCACAAGAGACCCAGGCUUUGUUGGAGGAUGGGCAACAAAUAUCUUCAACUCUGAAGCAGAGUAUGUAACAGAUGCAACAGUGGCAAUCUUCAUAGCCGUCCUUCUCUUUGUUCUGCCCUCUAAACCCCCACAAUUCUGCUCCUGGAGGACUCAAAGUUUCGACACAGCACCCCAUCAGAUUGCUGGCCCAACUUCACCUCUGCUCACCUGGAAAGUUGCCCAAAAGAAGUUACCAUGGGGCAUUGUGCUUCUUCUUGGCGGAGGUUUUGCUCUGGCCAAGGGCAGUGAAGAAUCAGGACUCUCAAAGUGGAUGGGAGAUCAAAUGACACCCCUGCAAACCAUCCCUCCCUGGGCAAUUGCUAUCAUCUUAUGCCUGCUGAUUGCUACCUUCACAGAGUGUACCAGUAAUGUGGCCACAGCGACGCUUUUCCUACCUGUCUUAGCCUCAAUGUCUCAGUCCAUUGGAAUCAAUCCACUGUACGUCAUGGUACCAUGUACUCUGAGUGCCUCUUUUGCCUUCAUGCUGCCUGUUGCAACGCCUCCAAACGCUAUAGUCUUCUCUUAUGGAUACCUCAAGGUUGCUGACAUGGCCAGGACAGGAAUAGUCAUGAACAUCAUUGGCAUCCUUUGUAUUACACUGGCCAUCAACACCUGGGGCAAGGCCAUGUUUGACCUGGACUCCUUCCCCCCAUGGGCCAACGUCACUGGGGUGUGAGCCUGGUUCUGCCAUAGAAGAUGAUGCCAUCCCUAUCCACAGGUGCCAGACAAAGACCUCUGGUCUGAGCAACAGCACAUGACCACACAGUGGACUGCAUGCGUCCGGUUGCUGUUAGAAUACAACGCCCUCAAGGCUUGUUUCUUUGACACCUGAGUCUUGCUUGUGAAAGAAAAUGGUGGUGAAUAUGAUUGUGAAUGAAAGAAGAGUGGUUGAAGAAUGCAAUUAAAACCUUUUUUUCAUUUACGUUUUAUCAAAAUGAAAUAACACUUUAAAGAAAUACCCCUUACGCUCACACACAUCACAUAAAUCCUACUGUCAGUAUAUGUAUUCUCACAUAGAGAGAUUUUAUGAUCGUUCUAAGCAGCCAAUUCUAGAAACACUGUUCAAUUCUCUUUUUUUAUCGCAAGAAAUCAAAGGAAGGGCUAUUCACAAGGUGAAAGUUAUCAGAAAUGUCUUACAGAGUCACAUGAAGCCACAACUAAAUAGCAAUAAGCCGUAACUUUGCACAUUUACGCUAGUACUGCACUUAAGUACAAUUUUGAGGUACUUUAUCUAAGGAUUUAAAUUUAUUCGCCGCUUCUGCUUUAACUUUAUUACAUUUCAGAGAGAGAGGGAAAUAAUGUCCUUUAUUACUUUUAAAAUUUAUCUUACAGCUUUAGUUAGCCCACUAGUACCUUUCAAUAUUACGAUAAUAUGAAAUAGAUUAAAGUACAUACAAAUGAGUCCCAUCUUCACCAGAUACAACAUUGAAAAUGAAUCCAAUAACAUUACAUUUACUAUCACAUCCAGCAGCCGAAUGAUUACUUUUGAUACAUUUUGGGUCAGAAUCUGUACUUUUCCCUAAGUAACAUAUCUAAUGAUAACAUAUCUAAUUAUCUAAUGCAAAACUAUUUUUACACAGUGGGGAUGCUACUUCUACUAGUACUAGUUUACUAAGUUAAAAAAAGUCUUCCACUGUUGCUGUCAAGCAGUGAAUGUUUUGCAAGCACAUCUUUCUAAAUAGAUAAUAUUUAACAAGUGCUGUUGGUUAAGAUUUCCGUUUUAGCAUUUAUAGAUAAUGGGCUUGUAUGUACAGUAUAGCAGAGACUUGACAAUAAGUAAACAUGCACUUUGACCAUCAGGAUUUAUGGUGGUUUGUCAUGGUUCCAGAAUCAGAUGAACUUUGAAAUGUGUAAUCACUACAACACAACAAAACAUACAAUAUAUGUGCCUUGUACAAAUACACCUACCUAUUGUACUGUAAACACAUUUUCAAUAUUUUGAUCGAUGCCGUAUGUGCUUGCAUUGUGAAAUGUGUCACUGCAAUAAUGAAUUCUGUCUUAACUGCAAUAAAGUGUUUUUUACGAAGUGAUGCAUAAUUUUUCUUUCUCUUCAAUUUCAAGACUUUUGUGCUGGAAAUGAUGAAUGAAGUGUUUUCUCUGCCUAAGUGGCCAAUGGGCUGAAGUAAACAAAAUGUCAUUGGUCUGUGACUAACUAUUAAAAUAAAAGACAUGAGUUUCAAGAUAA